AUGAAAGCCUGGGACGGAGGGCUGCUUCAGCACCCUAAACGCAAGAGACACGACGAAUGCACUAGCCACGGCGAAGAGCCACCCGAAGAGCCGCGACUCACAGAGCCUGAAGGACAUCAGUUGAAUGGACACCUCGAUCUUACCAAGCUGCACUCCUUGUCUCUACUACUGUCUCAACUGAAGCUACGACUGCCAGAGGUGGAUGAUUACACUCUCAACGAAUUUGCACAGACACAAUUGAAGAAGAAUACCCUCUCCCUGGCACGCGUCCGUCUGGCCAACGCGCAUGCACAAAGUGGUGACUCGGAUGCUUUCGAAGACAUCAGGAGUCUUGAGAUCACCGUGCCGCUCACAAGGGACACGUGGUUCGAGUGGGUCAGACAGCUGAAGCGUAUAGUCAGCCUAAUCAACUACGCCGAAGAUCUGCUUUUCACUCAAGAAGACUUCGAGUACACACCUUUUCUCAGAAAGCUGGAUGACAAACUCUACACCACCAUCAGCUACUUCAUCCAGAAGACUGGAACCCGACGUGACGAGAUCGACUAUUGUCUCAUGAGCAACGACGCGUGGCACAGUGGACGCAGCUUUCUGCGAGACCUUGAGUCUCAGCUUCGUCCUGCCGGUUUCUGGGAGGAGGUCCUCACUCUUUACAAACUCAACAGAGUAGCCUUGACCUAUACGAAUGUCGAUGCCACCAUCCGAGACAUUGAGCGAUAUGCACGCCACCUCGCGGACAUCGGUUCCCCCAUUCCGGAGACGCAGAAGUGUGCCAUUCUGCUCUGUACCACUCGAGGUCAAGAAUGGUUCGAUGGGGCAUGGACCUCACUGAUGAAUACAAAGUCUUGCAAGAAUUGGGAAAGCGUACAUAGGGUCCUCCACUUUGCGCAGAGUGCUCAACAGACCUCGCACCCCUGA
This is a messenger RNA of Microstroma glucosiphilum, 915 nucleotides long. RefSeq lists its product as hypothetical. The coding region runs from base 1 to 915 and encodes 304 amino acids. The record is from RefSeq and is a predicted model, not a curated record. NCBI's taxonomy places the organism in Eukaryota, Fungi, Basidiomycota, Exobasidiomycetes, Microstromatales, Microstromataceae. The transcript has a single exon.